UGUGGCAAGGUUUUGAUUACUCAAUAAUUAGAAGAAAUAGUUGAUCGGAAAACCGUGAGUGGCCUCCGUAACGGAAAGGGAUAACCCCUCCGCUCUGCCUGUCCCCGGGCGCUCCCCGUUUCGCCCGCCGUGCGCAGUCAGCGCGAACGAUCUCCGCCGUGCUGAUAAAUUCCGCGUGAUUGACGUUUCAUGGCGUUGAAACUAAAUACGAGCCUUCCAAGUUGGAUGGGAGGGAGGAUUAAAAGGAGGAGUAGUUUGUCGGGGUUUUUAGAGAGGUAUUUCGUGCAGAGGUCAGGGGUUUGAACCGAGGGAAAGGAAAUUUCACCCAUAAUUACUACGGGUCGGCGCGGCCUACCCGCUGGGCUUCGUUACGCAUUUUUACGGAAGUUGGACGGAGGGACAGCGCCGAGGUCUCCCCGGGCGUGCGCACAGCGGCGUGUGGUUUUGCGCUGUCAGAAAAAAAGUUGCCGCUAACGGGUUUGCCUGCGGUGUCGGCUGGGCGUUGUUGUUAACGGUGCGUAGUGUGGAGAGAGUGCAGAUUGCCCGCCGACUAACAUUCUGUCUGCAGGCAAUCCAGAAUGCCCGUCUGUGAGAGAUUUGAACCUUCAGUGCCACUGAAGAUGGCAGGGUACAGCUUGCCUCUUCACGUGCAAACAGAUGAAGAGGACUACGUGGUAGAAGACAACUAUCAUGACAACGGAAUGACAAGUCCACACGAUUUGGGACCUUGGAUGGAAGAUCAGAGCGAUGGUGGCGGAAAAUUUCGGUUGAAAAGACGUCGACGGUGUGGACAGUGUGGUCCAUGCCAGGUAAAGGAAAACUGUGGCAAGUGUCAGUACUGCGUGCGAAAAGAUGUCCUCAAGCAAGCUUGCAUUUAUAGGAAAUGUGUGUAUCUUCGCAAACCUGUGCCACGCUUUAGACCAGAUGGUGCAGGCAGCAGCAGCAGCAGCAGUGGUAGUGGAACUGUUGGCGGUGGGGGGAGUGGGACUGGGAGCAGUGCAAACAAAGCUUCGCCACAAAAAGUAUCAUCAGCAUCUGCAUUGUCUAAUCACCAUGGGCCAACCGCAUCACCAUUUAAUGCCUCAACCAUGGCUGCAGCCGCUGCAGCAGCUCAGUCAGUGGAGUUAAGCUCUUGCCGUCUAGCACAGAGCCCCUUUGGACUUGCAGUGAAUAAUGGUGUCAUUGACCCCCUUCGGAGCAGCACACUGGACCAACACCGCAGUGCACAUUUUGAAGCUUUGGGUGUUCUGGAUCCUGCACGGACUUCAUACUUGGCUAGUGCUAGUGCACGUGGACUUGACCCUGGCAGGAGUCCUGUGUUGGACCUUGCUCGUAACACCAACACGGCUGAUUCUGGACUUGGCACCAGCACGGGUUCCCUGCCCACCUCACCAGCCAACAGUACCAAAGAUAGGCCUGUGCCUAGAGAUCAGUUUCGUGUGCCGAUGGAACAGUGGAGUGCUAUGCCGUAUGGAUUCCCUCGGCAUCCUUGGACUCAUCCAGCCUUGCAGUCCAAUGCUGCAGCAGCUGCUGCAUAUGGUUUUCAGCCCACCACCAGCCCGUUUUCAAAUCCCUUUAGUUCUUCUUGUCGUUUAGGCAUGCCAGAUCCCACCAGUCAUCUUACAGCUGCUCCGCAAGCCACGUUUCAUAAUAACUUCAACAUGCCUUUUCCAAGGCCAGAUUUGGCUUCCCACGCCAAUUUCCGAAGUGCAGCACCCAACGAUGCGACCCACCAUGACUCCGCCAUUUUACCCGCCACCACCACAGCAUAUGCCCUCCAGUCUUCCCAACUUUCCCACAUUUAACCAAUUGCCCUCAAGUGCAGGACCCCAUGGCACAUAUCCCAUGGCUCAUCCACCUAUGUACCCAAGCAAUUUCUAUACAUCUUUCCGACCUCCCACUGAACCACAGAUCUACCAUGCCCACAUCUCACCACCGCAGCUCCCUUUUUCUGCAGACAGAGGCUUUGGGGCAGGAUUUCUGCCAUUUUUAGACAAGAAUUUGGACUUCAAUAAAAGUGGCAAAGAAGAUGACAAUGGUAUGCAUAAGAAAUUAGAUUUCUUAAAUAUUCCAGGCUUCAGAUGUUCAUCUGAUAACUUUUUGUAUGAAAAGCUGGAUCUCCUUCGAGACUUUUCUGGGGAAAAAGUGGCAUCAGAACAACCAUUUGAUGAAACCUCAAAAAAGGAUAUGUAUGUAAGCAAAUUUGUUAAGAAAGAACCAGCUUUGGUUGUUGUGCCUGAACUAAGUAUUGACAAGGACCUAAGACAACAGUUAAAAAUGGUCUCUGACAGAAAAUGUGAUGUUAUCAGCAUUGAUGACCUAAAGAUGCAAGCUUUUAUUCGUUCUGAUGGUUUUAAUAACUUGGAAAUUGAGAUUGAUAGUCCUCUGAGUCCUGUAAAUACUGUACCCUCCAGUAACAACCACCUUCGCCAAAGACAUCAAAGUUUGCAGCCUUCAUUUCCAGAAAGAGAAUCAGAGGAAGUGUCUGGUGCAGGCAAGGACGAUUCAAGCUCAUGUCACCAUGAUUGUGACGAAAGUGAUAAUGGGGUCAGUGAGUCUUCAAGCAGCAUUGCUUCGCUUUGUGUGAAAGCAGAUCCAAGUACAGGUAGUAGUGAAGAAAGCAUUCACAGUUUUGAUACAGCUUUGACAAGAAUUGUGUCUGAUGAUAUAGAUGUGUGUAUGGAACAGGAUCUUGGUGAAGAAGGCAUUGUUCAAGUGGACAUCACAGGCAGCAAGAUUCAGCUGGAGGAAGUGGUUUUAGAUGAAGAGACCAUAGGUAUGUCCUCGGACCCAGAUGACCUAGUUAGGUUUCUUGCUCAGCAUGUACCACCACCUGCCUCCCCCAAGACUGUUCGGGACUUAGACCAGGCUGUCAUUCCAUCUUGAUCCUGGUUGUGAUCACUAGCAUUUGCAGGUGAAACUGGCAUGCCUGAAAAUAAGAGAUUGCAUAGCUCCUUGUUUGACUUUUCAAAUUUUUUAUGAACAUAAAUGGAGGUAUUUCCUACACUGGUGGUAGUUUUCCCUAUUUUGAGAGUUCUUCUAGAUGGAUUCCAUACAUCCUAUUUUUUGUGGCAUUUUCAUCAUGAAAUAUGUGUAUGUGUGUGUGUGGACAUGCUAAUGCAUGCAUGUGCAGUCACUAUCUGAUGCAUGUGUUCAUGCAUGUUUGAGUAUGCACUGAAGUGCAGGUUUUAAGAACACAUUAAUAUCCACAUUUCUUGUGUUCUUUUCCUCAGAAGAUUUUAUGUCAAUUUCAGUGUCUACUUUUCCUAAAACAUAUAUAUGGAGUGAUGACAGAUUUUAACUACAUUGCUAAAGUGGCAAUACUGUAUACCUCGUAACUAAUACUUUUCAAGAUAUGUUUUAAGAAUUUAUUUUCUUUUUUACCAUUUGGGUCAGCUAAGUCUUUGUUAUUUGAUAUUUUUUUAAAGACAUGACAGUUACUGCCCACAUGUUCCAUUCCUAGUUAAAAAUGGAUCUGAGAGUACUAUGGUUAUCUUUCACUGUGGAAGAAUUGUAAAGUUUUCAGUACUGAGCUACAGUAUGACUUGUAAUAUGACAACACUGUAAUGUAUUUAGUCAUUUUAUAUUUGUUUCAAGUAAUGCAGAUCUUGCAUAUUAGAGCUUUUUUAUAGUGCAUAAUAAUGACUUUGUCAAACAUAAGUUUUAUAGCUGAGCCGAUACAAUAUGAAAACAUGAAUCUUUGUGGGAGGGUAAGGCAAGUCACAUUAAAACACCAUUGUAGCACUUACCAGAAGCCACACAAUGGUUCCUUGAAAGUGUUUUCAAACAGAUGUGCAUUUUUAAAAAUAAUUUUCUUGGGUUAAAUUUCAAAGCAGUUUUCUUUUUCAUGAGAUUAAAAAAGUGAUAUUAAUAUUAGUACUAGUAGUCUGGCAUUAUAAGUUUUUCACACAACCUGUAAACACCUGUAAGAUUUUCUUUCAGUUUCUACUGUACUGCUGUAUUUAUACAAUUUUAGGAGAUGUCACAUUAUUUUUAUCAACAUAUGCUUGUUAACAAAGAUCAUUGUUUUUAAUCUUUCUAAAAAUUUCUUUCAAGGAUGACAUCUGUAUUUUUUGUUUUAAACAACUGGUAGGAGCAAAGUAGACCUGUGUGUUCUUGAAGUUCUUUUGCCAGGAUCUCAGAAAUACCAAACCUUGUAUUUAAUAAAAGUUACAUAUAUCUACAGAUGUCAGUAGAGGUCUAAGAAUCUUUGACCCCUUGAAAGUGUAAAAAGGCUUGAUAGUUAUAAUUUUGUUUACCUUGUUUGCUUUAGCUUAAUAGUAAUUAUUUUUAUUUUUUUAUUUUAUGAUUUUGUUUAUUUUCUCAGCAGCAAAUCAAGUUUACUCUUCAGGAAUGAACUUUAUCACUAUAUCACUUUAAAUUAAGAAGAAAAGAUAACAAAUUUGGAAAAUGGUAUAGGUUGGUUAGUUCUCUGUGAUGGAAAACAUUUUAUAGACUAUUUAUUUGCCUAGUUGCUUGCAGUGUCUUAAACCAUCUUUUGAUCCACUACAGCAACACUGAUUUAAAGUAUAUAAUGAUUUGUAAAGCAUUAAGAAAUUAUUUUGCUUGUAAGAACAGUUUUAAAUAAUAAUUAACAUGUUUGUGAUAUUUUGUUAUGUGUUAAUUAUAGAGGGAUAGUGUAGUGACUGUGAUUAGUAAGAAUUAAUCUUCCUCAGAAAUCCAAACAAGAACAAAGUUGUGCCUUGGCACAUUGGUAGAUUUAGUAAAGUAAUAGGAUUUUUUAAUUAAGUUAAAUACCACUUGUGCUUUUUAAACUGUAAUACAGAAAGUGUGAAUCUUUUAUUUUUUAAUAACAAUAAGGCUAUGACUUAUUGUAGUAAGCAUAUAAAUUAGGAAGUUUGUUUAGGAGUUCUUAGAUGAAGAAUAAAAAUGUUUCUACUUUAAACAUGUUUAAAUCGGAAUGGAAUAAACUUCCAGUUUGUCAGAUAUAACCACUUAGUUUAUAAUGCAAAUUACUGCUACAAAUGAAUAUGGGCUUUUAUUGAUAAAGUAUUGAUUUCCUUUCUCUGUUUACAAAAAUUUUUUCCAUCUCUGUCUCUCCAAACAAACUAGCACCCACAUUUUUUUUUUUCAGAGUUGCUGUUAUUUUGUAAUUGUCAAGGCUAGUCAAAGGAAGGGUUCACAUAGGUGGUAAAAACAGAAUAGAAAACUUUGUUGCAUGUGACAUGAGAGUUAAAUUGUCUCUUGACAUCAGAAAGAUUCAUAAAGUGAAUGAAGGUAAAGGAAUGGAACAAAAUCAUGUGGGAGAGGGCUAGCUAGACUGAAAAGAUGUGCUUCCAGCCUGAAUCCUUGAACUAACAGCCUAAUUUGUUGGUUCUAUAAACUGAGAUUUUAAAGGACUAGCAGAGUGCAUUUUCAUAGUUUAGAUCAAGGUACUAUUUCCCCAAAUUUUAAUGAAUACCCUGGUUGUAGCAAACAUCACCAUAUGCAGAAAAAGGUCAAACUUGUGACAUCACAUUUGUCCACAGAUAAGAAUAAUGAGCGCAUAUAGUCCCAGCCAGAUUGACUGAAGCCUUGACAACCUAAAUGUAUUUAUGUACUGUCCUGAUGUCUGUUGACUUUACAUAGCUGAUAGAAAACAGUAAACUGGACAAAAAUACCAUCCUAUUUCGGUUAUUUUAGUCUGUUUGAUCUGCUUGAAAAACUUUCUUAAUAUAGCGUUUUUGUUCUUUUGGUUUUUACUUAAGUGUUGGUUCAUUGUGAUUUGUGUCAGCAUUUUCAGUGGAACUUUAAAUGGGUAUAGCUGCAGCAGUUACUCAGCAUGCAUAGUGUGGGUGUACUGUUAUUCAGAGUGCCUUACAGGAUUGACAGUCAAAUGCAAAGAGUUGUUUGAGCAGAUUGAGACAACCAGCAUUUAUUGUGUCUUUAGAAACUUGUAUUCUGUUUUGCCCCCUCUUUUUUUCCUGGUCUGUUGCUGAACUGUGUGUUCUAAGCAGACAUUGAUUGCUCACAAAUAAUAGACCUUACCUAAAAUGUGCUCAUUUGUGCUACAGCGUAGUUCAGAUCACAUCAGGGAUUUGUUUUUUGUGGUUUAGAUCUGUUGCUGGGACAAUUUUUUUCAUAAAUUUUGGUUUGCUUUUUCUUGCUUUGUUGUUUGCUUGCUGGAACAGCUGCUCUGCAGAAUGCUGGUCUACUUUACACUGCUGACAAGACUGGGUGGGAGGAAUGUGUCAUUAUAUAACUUGCAACAAUUUCAGUACUGCAUAGAUUUUGAAUGGGAAAUUGAAGGUCAGUUGUUGCAUACGUUUAUUAGGACGUGAUAAGUCUAUAGAAGUUAGAUGAAUUUGAGUAACAUAACUGAGAUAACAGUCUUGUGAUAGGGUGAGAAGUUCUUUUUGCAGGUGCAUUUCUCUAUUUAGCAGAACAAUACUUUGUUCAAGUAGGUGCACAACCAUUUUGCAAUUUUGUUAAUCUGACACAGGAAUAGCUGUUAUGUUUAAUGCUAAUAUUCAGUAGAUUGCAUUGAUUUGAAACAUACCUGAACUGGCCAGACCUACCAAAAAUCAAUUUUUGUAUGCAGUUUUGAAAGGAAACAUUUUAGCUUGUCUUUGGGAUCGUGAUUGUUUGACAUUUGUAUGUUCUUUCCAGUUUUAUAGUCUUGUGAAAAAUGGUAGGAAACAAAAGAGCAUUUUCAGCACUUGAUGCAUACUGUAGAAUUGUUGAUUAAUUUAGAUUGUGGUGUAAGAUUUUUUGCCACUAAUGAUGACCAUGACAAAAUACCCUGCAUGGCCUUGCAUGGGAUGUAGUUAUCAGAUACUGCUUCAACUUCCAAGUUUUUGCUUUUUAAGAAAAAAAAAAGUCUGGCAAGGGUUCAGAAUGACAGAAUAUAAGCAGCAAAAAAAAAAAAAAUUCUUGAAGGAUGUAAUCUUAAUAUAUCUUUACAUCAACAUUUUGUUUUUGUGUUAAAUUUACAUUUUUUUUCCCAGUAGCUCAGUGUUUAAGAAAGUGGUGGCUACCAUUGAUAACACAUAAAUCGAGAUUAAUUGGACAGAAUCAGGGUUGGGUGAAAUUACUAAAAAUGAAAAGAAACAGCCAAAAAAGUGGCAUGAUAAAUGAUUGCAUAUUAUUAUUAAGGAGUCUUUUAUUUUCUAGAAAAUUUAUCUUAUUGUCAAACCAUAGAUCAACUUUUUUUUUUCACAAUUGUCUGCACUCGGGAAAGAUGAAGUAGCACUUUUUAUGAUCAGCUACUGAGUACAUGUGCUGUGGAGAACAGGUAGAUAAUGUUGCCAAAUCUGGCAUUAUUAGUCUUGUCCUGGUCCAUGACUAGUUAGGGCCAUUGCAUAAAUGUAUUGAAUCUCUGUGAAAGACUAGAUAGAGAAGUCAGAACACAAGCAAUAUGAGUACAUGUGAACCUUGUCAAAACAUUGCUAAGAAAGUGGAGGAGGCAGCAUGAUAAAUGAAAGUGGCAUAAGGGAUCCAGAAAACAUUAGAAGUGAAUGUUAUAGUUAAUGUUUAUGAUUUUUUUUUAAGAUUUAGAAGAAUUAAAACGGAUCAUACUUUGCUGUCAGUCAGUUAAUAUACUUUUUAUGUAUAAAAACAUUUGCAUUACAGCUGACUUAAAUCAGGUGUGUGUGGGGAAAAAGGGCUAUAUAGAUGGCGUUCUAUCUGCUGGUGUCACCGUGGUUGCAGACAAAGGCUGCACAGCCUCUCCAAUCAGGAUGUGUGUUGUAGUCUACUGAAGCGGCAGACAAUAGUACAGUGCCAGCUCACCACUGACACUGGGAGGUGGUGGGCUGGCUUGAAGCAUAUUCAGUAUUGAUCUUUGCUGUCUGGUCACCGCUUGCUGAUGAGGACUGUUGAAUGCAGCCAGGCCCCAGAUUCACACACAGUCUUACCUGGCACAGGUGUCAGCAAAGAUAAUGGAAUUAGGAGUGCUUUUCCAUACUGAACCUUUCGUUAUUGCACUGUGUUGGGUCCUGUUACAGUAUUGCAUGACCUGUAUUUUAUUUUUAACAAAUAGUGGAUAACCAACCAUUUUCUCAAAUUAAUGAGGAGUGUAGCCUGCAAACAGAUUGGCGGCCUUACAUUUAUGUUUCAGAAAACUAGUCCUCUGGUUAAGUCCCAGAAAAGGUUGCAGCAUUCUAUCUGUAGAUAAUGUCAGUUACCAACAAAUGUAUCAUCUUUCAGCAAAAUACAUUUUUGCUUCAUUUUCUUUCAAUAGAGGUACUGCUUGGCUAAAUCUGCAUAAGUGAUAUAUAUGUAGGAACCAAUGUCACUGUAGCCCAUAGAAUCUGUUCGUACUGUCAUAAUGUAAGUGAGGCUGAGGGGAAGGCGGCUUUAUCUGUGAGGGAGACAUCUCUUAUUAAUGCUGGUGGUGAUUUAUUUGUUAAUAGUACUGCAUUAGCAUUAGUUUGUGAGGCCAGAAAGGUCUGGUCUUCUUGUUUCCCCAAUUCUAGUAUCUUUGUAUUAUUUGAAAUGGUAUUUUAUGGUGGUUUAUUGUUUGUUUGGUUAGGGUCCUUUGAUGGUGUGUACAUUUGGAGAAGGGGAAUAAGAAUAAACCCAUUCUAGAAGACUUAAGCAAUUCAAAGUACAGAGAGUGUUGUCAGUGGCUGCAUUAUUCCAACCCCUUUCAAAAUAGUUAAAAUGAAUGGAUUUAAUUUUUUUGUAACCAAUAAAUAUAAUGCCGUCUGCUUACAGCGCCUUAAAUAUGAUGUAGGUAAUCUUGUAAAAUCCGCCCAUCUAACCUUUCUGCAUGAAUAUUUUGUGAGCUGUAUGAGUUUUACUUUUAUUUCCAUAGAUGAAAAAAAUUAGGCAUCACAUUUACAAUCAUGUCAGUGUUGCUAAACUUGUGUCCAGAUGGAUGCAGCAGAUCUUAACUUGUAUGCAAAAUAUUUGACUAGUGAGUAUUCGUGUGUGUGUGAGUAUGAGUGUGCACAUGUGCAUGAAUUUGCCUCUUGUAAGUCUUGCAAGCCCACCAGCUGCAUUUAUCUUUGGCUUCUGUUGGCUAACUCUGCUAUCUGUGGACAAAUGAUAUUGUUGAGUUUUCAUGGUGUUGGGACCAAUAUAAAGGGAAAAGCAAGAUAAAUGGUAAGUUAGCUUAAGUAAUGGAUGUGUUUGGGUAACAAAAUGAUCGUUUACUUGCAAUCAUGCGUAAAGCACAGGUCUGAGGUAGCUCAAGUAGGCUGCCAUCUUGUGGUGUUAAGUGGUGUCACUGAACUGUCAGUCUUCAGUGGAGAGGUCAAAACGCUGGAAUCCUGAAUUUGUAGAUAGUGCAGUGAAGUUUUUAAAUGAGCACAGUGAUGAAAAAUUUUGCAAAUUGGAGAAUACUAGCAUGACAGAUGAUAGUGUCACAAACAGUAACAGUUUAAAUGGGUGCUUCAAUAAGGCUGUCAUUGUGGGAGAAGUUGUUGGGUCAGUAGUAUCUGUGCGUGAGAAUUAGAAGAAUGCUAUUGCAAAACUGAAUGAAUCUUCUUUGGAGUCAAUUGUGUUGAGAUCAGUUGCACUGGCAGUAGAAUUUUAGAGAUCCUUUAAACCAAUGAUCCACACUGAAGGUAGGAUGCAGUCAAGUCUACUUACAACCACAGAUUGGAAGCUUUCCCUGCUUCAUAUUUUGAAUCAAAGAUGCACUAGCCUAACAGGAUCACAGCACUGCUCAAAAAACUUUUAUUUUUAAUUUGUCCUGUGGGCACUUCAUGCAUUAGCAUAAACUUUUUUUUGUUUGUUUUUUGUUUGUGUGUGUGAAAGAGUAUGCAAACAGGUGGCCUUAUUAAAUUGGCUUGUUAGAUGUGGUUGUAAGUAAAUGAUUCAUUUGCAACCCAAAACUUUGGACAUUUUUUUGAAUGUCAUAUCUGUCAUUUAACUUGGCAUUUCCCUUGCUUUUCCUUUCCAGCCAUUGGAAAACAUUUUGCAGUUUGCAAGCAUUUUAGAAGUUACUGCUAAGAAUAGACACAUGUAAGAACUUUUUCAGUAUGAAGUAUCCCAACACAAUUGUUCCACAUUUGUUGUUUCUAGAUUUAUUGCCAGUCUAAGUUUGCAUGUUUCCUAGCUAAUAAGUGAUUUUUUUUUUUAGCAAACGUUUUCAAAGAAAUUUGUUUAAUAGCUAAGGGCAUACCACUGUUUCCAUCUGACUAUUUUCUUCUCAGAUCUGUAUCUUCUAGCUUGGAUACUUGUGUUAUAGAGCUUGGAACAUGCUUGGUUAAAAUGUGGAUGUUUCUUAUUACUAAUGGCACUUUGAACUUAAUUGAAUGACCUUUAAUGAUUGGAAGACAUCCAGACCAGAAGAAAAUGCUCUUUUCAACAUAACAAAGCCUUAAGAAUUAAUAGCUAUUGUUUGAAUUGCAUAACAUUGUGUCCAUUAGUCCCUCUUAACUUUCUGACAUAUGGGACCAGUGGAGGGCUGAACAAUGUGGUGUAGACAUACCUGUUCUGUGUUUUCUGUAGUGCAAUGUAUUAGUAUAAAUUUAUAACUGUGCAGGGAAUGUGUAAAAUAAAUUUUGUAUACUGGUAUGUGUAUAUUGUAUAUUCAUCAUAAGUCCAUCUUUCCUGUAAUAAAGUCUUGUGUAUGUGUGUGUUACAUGUUUUUGCAAACUUGGAGCUCAGAUCUUGUUUUGGUAAUGACUAAAGGUUCUACAGCUUGGAAGGUGAUGGUUUGUUGGGGAGGGGCAAUUGUGGGUGUUGGACCUGAAGAUAAUAGUAUUGCUAAAUGUUCCUACCAUGUCUUUUGUUUCUAAAAAUGAGCCCUUCCCCAGCUCCAUACAAUUUUCAGCCUCCUUUUCUGCUUGUGGUAAGUGGCAUAUUUACUGAUUUGAAAUACAAUUUUGCAAUGGUUGUUAAAGUGAAAAAUAUGUAUAUGUGCACUUUUAACUGAAAAAUGUCUAGUGUCUCAGGAACAUAAGAAUAAGUAAAAUUUAAUAUGUAUAUAUCAAGUGUUUUGUCAUUCUGCUCUGCCAUCAUUUUUGCUAAAUAUGCUGUAGAUGGUGGCUAUAAGCAUAGAUUGUACAUUUUUGUAUGAUUUGAAAAUGUCAUUUCCACUUUUUGUUUUGAAGCAGAAAAACCUCCAGGAGAUGCAUUUUCAAUGAUUUGAAGCUGCAAAAUAGCGAAGUUUUCAUUUUCUUCAUCAAUCUGUGUCGUACCUAGUUCAGAAGAACAUGCUGACAUUGUUUUGUUAUUGAAUGAAAACAUUUCUAUGGACUUGACCUCACUGUGGUGUUUCCGUUGGGUAACAGAAAACAAGGCUGACAUUUGUCAUUAGCCUAAAAUAUUUUAAAAGCAAAGAAUAAUGUUUAUUCAAAGUCUGAGCAGUUGUGGCAGCUAUGUUGAGAAAUGCAAGUGAACACCUGCCAUCAAAUUCCAGUGAAUCUUCAAAGUUACAUGUCAUUGAACAACAGUUAUCUUGUUUUACAUAUUGUACUUCAUUGACUGUAAGGGGUUUUGCCUUUUAUUUUUCUUCCUUUUUUCCUGCUGAUUUGAUACAUUUUUAUUUUAGUAAAGAUUUGUUCUAGAUGCUUUUCACAAUCUUUUCUAGGAAUGGCAACAUCCCUACAGAUAAUCAGGAACGAACAGUGACGUCGAUAUGCCUUCAUUUUUAGCAAAUGGUGGAAUGAUUUUUGCCAUCUUUGUGCUAGGCUUGCAGAUUUUCAAAAAUUUAUGAAAGUACUGAAAAAUGCUUGACUCAUAUUGGAGGUUCACAAAAAUUUAGUUUUUAGAUUUUAAAAAAGUGUGUGUAUUUUAUAACAUUUUCUGAUCUAUUUUUGUGAUGAAAGCUGCUCUAUGCUUUUCUGUGCAGAUGUCUUAUUUUGAUUAUAUAUUAUUUUAGAUAUUUUGUGCAGAAACCAGUUCUUUUUGUGGAUUUGAAAUUGGGAUUCACAUAUUCAAAAGGAAUGGUUGUGUGUAUGAGUGGUAACUGUAGGCAAGAAGAAUUCAGUAUUGCUGCAGUUGUUUACAUCACUUGGUGUUUGACUUGGUGAUAUUAUAUGGAUGAUGAGUAGUUGUGUCCAGGAUUGUAGCGUAAAUUUUCACAUAACAGUUCUCACAACUAGAUCCUUUGAUUUCAUUAUUACAGCCAUUAAUAUUCCCCAUGUGUAAACAUAUAAAGCAGAGGAUACAGAAGGGAUAACCUGUGAUUUGGGGUAUAUUAAAAUGGAGAAAAUAUUGGCUAUGGACAUUUAGUAAUAAAGGUGUAAAGGAAAAUACUAAUUUACCACAUGGAGUAAUGUUAAAAGCGGCUUUAUAUUCCAUUCUUUCAUUAAUAGUGCCAAGUUUGACAGGUUGGUGUUUGGAAAGCAAAAUUAUGGUUUUGAAAGUGUGAAUUCAUUAUUGGGAUGAAUAUGAUGUAGAUGAAUACUGUGUUGCUUACCUGGGAGGAGAGGGACCGGCCAGCAGAGUUUGUGAUGCUAAUCAAAUAUACCUUGAACAGAGCCAGAGUACAGGAACAUUGCUUUUCAGCUGGUGAAUCCAGCAAGUGUUGUUUCUCAUGGUGUAUAUGUCAUCGGCUCUUCCUAUGAUGCAUUCUUGUGUGCAUGGACUUUACUCUCCGUCUCUGCAAUAACUCAUGUCCUCUUUUUUUCUAAUGAUCGUCAUUGAGAAAACGUAUCUUGUUUAUAUAUAUCAUUUUAUAUUGUUGGUUGAUAUUUUUUGACAAAUUGCUAUGAUUGUGUGCUGUCUUCAAUUCUUGGUAGAAAGGUACUAUUUAGGACAAAAGAAUCUGCCCGUGUUUCAAAUAAAGUACACCAUCAUUCUCCACUGUGGAACAAUUUCUCAUAGUGUAUGUGAUCAACAUAGUAGCACUACCUGAAUAAAAAUACCUUAUUUACAACAACAA
Molecule: messenger RNA, 12781 nt
Organism: Pomacea canaliculata
Lineage: Eukaryota; Metazoa; Mollusca; Gastropoda; Architaenioglossa; Ampullariidae
Exons: 2
Coding region: 579-1805 (408 amino acids)
Molecular function (GO): zinc ion binding; DNA binding
Source: RefSeq, a predicted model, not a curated record